This is a messenger RNA of Catharus ustulatus (Swainson's thrush), 4081 nucleotides long. RefSeq names its product hornerin-like. Gene Ontology annotation, molecular function: oxidoreductase activity, acting on metal ions. Lineage: Eukaryota; Metazoa; Chordata; Aves; Passeriformes; Turdidae. The record is from RefSeq and is a predicted model, not a curated record. The coding region runs from base 333 to 3362 and encodes 1009 amino acids. The transcript is spliced from 70 exons.
CCUCACGCAGGAAUAGAUGGAUGAAAUGUUACUGGUGCCUGGCAGGUUUCGCUGGAGCUUGUGUGUGCCUGCAGGGGAAGCGCCUGCCGUCAGGACACUGCAGCUCUGCCCGCGUUGCUGUGUGAGGUGCGGCGGGAGCCCUCGCCGCCAGAGAGAGAAAGAGAAUGCUCCCCUCUUCCGUGAGGCUGGGCAAUAUCUCAGUACAACUUCAGAGACACUGUUCUUCAUAUUGUGCCUUUCUGCAAUGACAAUGAAAGCUGGCCAUGAAAGAAGAGAAUUAUGCUGCAGCCUGACAAGGGUCUUAAAUUGGAUGGUGUGGACUCCAGGUACUAAUGGAGAUGAGGAGACACUCCUGCUUUGUUUUUUUGUUCUGUGGGAUAUUUUUGCCUGGAAUCCUUGGUUUUCCACAGACAAAUUCCUCAAUUGAUUGUGAUUCUCUGUUACCAAACUAUGAAGCUGAACCACAGACAUCUGCACCACCAUAUAUUAUUGCUGUAUCUUUUGAUAACUUUGAGCCAGGAAAUGAAGUCCAAGUAACUCUAGAAGCACUUGAAGAUGCUGGGUUUAAAGGAUUUAAUCUACAAGCUCGAGAAAUAGAUGGAGAUGUUCCUGUUGGUACUUUUAAAAUUACAGAUCCAAACACGAAAGGCUUGGCAUGUCAUAACAUGACGAAUUCAGCAGUAAGUCAUGCCAAUUCAGAUGUGAAACAGAAGAUUACAACAACAUGGAUUGCUCCACAUGAUGUUAAAGAGCUUCAAUUUAUUGCAACUGUUGUUCAAAAUCUAGAGAACUUCUGGGUUGGAAUUCAAAGCAAAAGUCUCACACCUACUCAUUCUGAGUCAGUUAAUGCGACAGGAAAAAGUAAAAGGAAGCUUAUGAUAGAAUUAGAAUGUAACAAGCGUGGAGGGACUUACUCGACAGGCCGAUGCAUCCUGGUUGGACCUCCCAGUUCCUCUCAGAACAGCUACUCAAGCAGUCAGGGUGGAGUAGUCUACACAAUAAGCAAGAGUGGAUGUGGCCCUGGAGGUGCUGCUGGUACAUAUGGCCAACAUGCCUGCAGAGAUAGUGCAUCCUUAUCCACCAGUGGUCUUACUUAUGGCCAGUCUGUCCCUUCAAGCAGUUCAGAUUCCAGUAAGAAGGUAGUGGUCGUUGCCAACAGCAACCCUUUUCCACCUGUGCGUCACACCUUCCCUCAGAGUUUGGGAAGCUCUGCUACAAGGAUCAUAGUACAGAGUGGACAAAAACAGCAAACCAGCAGCAGUACUUAUAUUCAGGGUUCCCAAGGUAGUCAGUCCUACGGUCAGGUCUACAGACCUCAAGGUGGCAGUUCCUAUGGGCAGGGUGGACCAAGUUACUCAGGCAGCAGCAGCAGCAGCUCCUAUGGCCAGGGUUCCCAAGGCAGCCAGUCCUAUGGCCAGCAGGGUGGAUCUGUUGCUUAUUUCGGCAGCAGUGGCUGCGGACAAGGUGCCUCCUAUGAUAGCAAUCCCUGCCACCAGGGUGGAUCACAGGGUGGUCAGGGUGGUUCAUACUCCUCACAAAACUAUGGUGGCAGCCAACAGAGUGGAUCAUCAUCCUCCCAAAAUUAUGGUGACAACCAGGAUGGAUCCUACUCACAAAACUAUGGUGGUGGCCAAGGUGGAUCAUCCUCAGACACCUAUUAUGAUAAUCAGGAGUCACAAGAUUCCUCAUAUGAUAAUAAUCCCAAUGCUUGUGAUGAUAAUGACAGUACCUACAGUGCCAAUAACCAGCGUUCUGGUUGUGCAAAGAAGAAAGUUGUUGCCCGAGACACAUCACAUGUUUUAAGCAGAAGAGCCUAUGAUAUACAGAAUGCAUCUUCUUCUUCAAAUAGCAGCCACUCUGACAUGCAGGGUGGAUCAUUUAUUGCAACCAGUGGAUCAAGUAAUCAGGGUGGUUGCAUUUGUCCUGAUGGAAGCAGUGGUCAUAGACAGGGAGCCCCAGGUUCUGCAUACAGCACAUAUUCUGGUAACCAGGGAGGGCCUUUCUUCUAUCCUGGAGGAUCCUAUGGACAGGGUGGCCCAGGUUCUUCCCACAGCUCUUACUCUGGUAACCAGGGAGGGCCUUCCUACUAUCCUGGUGGAUCUUAUGGACAAGGAGCUCCAGGCUCUUCACACAGCACAUAUUCUGGUAACCAGGGAGGGCCUUUCUUCUAUCCUGGAGGAUCCUAUGGACAGGGUGGCCCAGGUUCUUCCCACAGCUCUUACUCUGGUAACCAGGGAGGGCCUUCCUACUAUCCUGGUGGAUCUUAUGGACAGGGAGGGUCUUCUGUUUAUGAUGGCAGCAGUGAAUCCUAUGGUCAGGGUGGAUCUUCUGCAUAUAGUGGUUCUGACACAUAUGGCCAGGAUUCACCUUCCAUGGGAGUCAGUGAAACUGAAGAUAGUGGUUCCUCCUCACAGUCCGGUAGCCGCCAGAGUGAACGGGAUUUUUAUUCCCCAGGAGGCAGCCAGUCAGGUGGACAUGGGUCAUCUUCUCAAAGUGGUAGUUACUCCAGUGGACAGGACUCAUACUCAUCUGGAGGCAGCCAGUAUGGUGGACAGGGUUCACCUUCCUCAGGAGGCAGCCAGUCUGGUGGACAGGGUGGAUGUGAUUGCUCUGGGGCAAGUUCUGGUGGAUCCUCUACUUUAGUCAGAAGUGAUUCCUCUGCAAAUGACUCAUCUUCUUCUGGAGGCAGCCAGUACAACAGCCAGGAUUCAUAUUCCUCUGGAGCUAGCCAGUAUGGAGGACAUGAGUCAUCUUCUUACGGAGGCAGCCAGUAUGGUGGACAAGGUUCACCUUCCUCAGGAGGCAGCCAAUAUGGUGGACAGGGUUCACCUUCUUCAGGAGGCAGCCAGUAUGGAGGACAGGGUCCAUAUUUCCCAGGUGGCAGCCAUUAUGGAGGACAGGGUAUAGCUUCUUCAGGAAGCAGCCAGUAUAGUGGACAGGGCUUUUCUUCAGGAGUCAGGCAGUCUGGUGGACAGGGUGGGUGUGUGUGCCCCGGUGGAGGUUCAGGCUCUUACGCAGGAACCAACUACCAUGGUGGACAGGGUUCAUAUCCUGGAAGCAAUCAGUAUGGUGGACAGGGAUCUUAUCCCUCAGGAAGCAGCCAAUAUGGUGGGCAGGGCCCAUACUCUUCUGGGGGUAAACCACAUGGUAAACCAGGUUCCUCUUCCUCAGGAGGCAGUCAUCAAGGAAAGCCAGGUGGCUCUGGCUCAGGAAGCACCUACUCUGGGAAACCGCAAUCACCUUAUUCAGGAGGCAGUCAAGUGAGCUCUGCUGGGAAACACUCCACUCCCCAACUCCUGAUGUUAUUCAGUGUUUUGAGUGCCUUUGCUCUCUCUGCUGCUGUAUCAAAAUGGUCUAUAUGAACUUCUGAAAUGUUACUUGACAUCCUAAACACGGAUUAUAAUCUGUAUUAUUAGAUUAUGUAAUGUAAGAAAAAAAUACCAUUAAGUCAAAUUGGCAGAUGCUACUUGGCUGUUAUGUUGCAUGUCUAGCUGAUAUGUCACGCCCCUCAUUAGUUUACCUCUGGUUUUAGUCAUUAGUAGAUAUCAUUAGUUGUAUCAGUGUUUUAGGCAUCAUUUUAAGAGAGCAUAUUGUACCCUACCUGUAUGAUUUAUUUUUAUUUCCAAUAGGGAACACAGUGAACACCUACCUGAAACGAUUGGUGUGACAAGUUAAUACUUAGGAAAUGUUUGGUUAUUAACCAAAGUGGAGAAGGUGAAAUAAAUUGUUCUAUAUGCAAACUGAACACUGUGCAUGGUAAUCAUCACAUAAGAUAAGGUGAAGCAGUUCUGAUAAGCAGUUCUCCAUGGGACAGAAGAAAAGAUGCUGAAGUAGUAUUAGAGUAUUGGUUUUAGUCUUUUGAAAUCAAAUGCAAAUUCAAUAUGGAGAUUGCAAAACAAAAAAAACCUCUUCAAAACUCCACAGGACUUAAAAUUUUUUGGGUUAAUUCAAGUUUAUUCAUUAGAAAAAUGAAACAGCUCAGAGCAAAGACAUUAUGAUCUCCAUUCAAUCUAACUACAAAUACCUACAGUUUUGUAGAGAAACAUGUAAGUCAAAUGUACUCCACAUUAGGCUGAUAAAC